AUGGUCAAGAUCGCAGUCGCAGGCGGCACAGGCAAUGUUGCGACAGAGCUGCUCCGCGCGCCCAUCCGCACCGGGAAACACGACGUCACCAUCUUCACCCGCUCCGGCGCGCCCUCGACACCCGUCCCCGGCGUGCGCUACCAGAAAGUCGACUACGCCGACGUGGGCGAGCUGACGGCGGCGCUGCAAGGCGUCGACGUAUGCCUCUCGUUCCUGAUUGUGCACCUCGACACAGACAGCACGGCGCAACGCAACCUGAUCGCAGCGUGCCAGGCAGCAGGCGUGAAGCGCUUCGCACCGUCAGAGUGGGGCAUCAAGAACGGCUCAGGCGCGCCGCCGUACGUGAACAAGGACUUCAUCGCCGAGUACCUGGCGGAGCUGAACAAGGAAAAGACGGUGCUGGAAUACUGCCUGUUCCAGCCGAGCAUCUUCCUCGACUACUUUGCGAACCCGCACACGCUCAGCCCGGGGCUGAUCACGUGGCCGUUCUUCAUCGACUUCGAGAGCCGCCGUGCCAUCGUGCUCGACGACGGCGACCAGCCCAUCGUCGUCACUGCCAUCGCUGACGACUCGGAGAUCCUGGCCCGCGCGCUCGAGGACCCGCGGCCCUGGCCGGCGGUCGGCGGCGUGCGCGGGUGCAGGACCAGCCUCAACGAGCUGGUGGCGCUGGGGAAGAAGAUCAGGGGCGGCGAGUGGACGAUCGAGCACGUGCGGGGCGAGGACGUGCUGAAGGGUGAGCUGAAGACGACGUGGGUGCCGCGGGUGGAGCACCCUGUUAUCCCCGUCGAGCAGCGCGAGGAGUGGAGCAAGGGCUUCGUUGUCAUGUUCCUGGUGGGCAUUCUGAACGGCUCGUGGGACGUGAGCGAUGAGUGGAACCAGCGGUUCCCGGACUACAAGUUUGCCAGCGCCGAGGAGUAUCUCACCAAGGCGUGGGCGGGGAAGCCGUAG
Didymella exigua CBS 183.55 is the source of this 948-nucleotide messenger RNA. RefSeq names its product NAD(P)-binding protein. Lineage: Eukaryota; Fungi; Ascomycota; Dothideomycetes; Pleosporales; Didymellaceae. The record is from RefSeq and is a predicted model, not a curated record. The transcript is spliced from 2 exons. Bases 1 to 948 code for a protein of 315 amino acids.